CAAAAUGAGCUUAGAAAGUAUUAAGAAAACGAGAAGCAUUUUCCCAGAACGUUUUACAAAAUUACACUUUAUAGAGCUUGCGUGUUAUUUUCCCAAUAAUUUUCUUUCUGUUGAAAAAAAAGAAUAGAAGGGAAAAAAAAAUUUACUUCAUUUGUCAUGAAUAAUUCGAUUGAAACACAUCGACUUUUUUUGAACAAAAGUAUUUCUAUUCUCAGACAUUGUGGUAUUUUUGAUUUUAAGGAUUCAACGUCCAUGUAUCGUAAAAUAUUUAUUUACUUUAUAAUAUUAUUCAGUCAAAGUAUGACACUUAUUUAUGGCUUAACAAUUGUUGCUGAUGCUGUGGCUAAUUGCACUGAUUUGAUGAUUGUCGCAUCUGAUGGAUGUAUCAUCGCUGGAUGGAUUUUGGUAUAUUUUAAAAUACAAAAAUCGUACAGUGUACGUCACAAAAUAUUGAAACUUAUUAAUGAUAUUCGUAAUCCUAUUGAUGUACUACUUAAGUCACAUGAUUUAGGAGUAUUGAUUCUCGUAAAAGAGUACACGAUUUUUGAAACAAUGGAUUGCUACCUAGUGAUCAGCUGCACCGUAUUUUUGGGAACAGUAUUAAUAUUUCUAUCCUUAUUGACUGGAGAUUUACCUUGCAGAGCUAUUUUUCCGUUUGACACAACGAUAUCACCGUUUUUUGAAAUUGCAUAUUUCAUUCAGUCUUACGCAACAGCCUUCAAUCUCGUUAGUUUGAUGACCCUAGAAUUCAUAAGCCUAGAAUUUCUACGGUGGACGACAGUUCAAUUCAAAAUUCUGUCAUCAAAUUAUCAGAAUUGCACUAGUGUGCCACUAAAACCUAUUUUAUCUUUCGGCUUUACCCGGGACACCAUCGAUGACAUCACAGUAUUUAACGUAUUGAAUAUCGAGGACGAACAGAAAAAAAUUAAUAGCUUUGUAGCAUUUGAAGAAAGAGAAAUAGAUAUUAUCAAUGACUGUUUCAAAUGGAGAUUCAAAAAUUGCAUAAAACAUCAUUGGAGACUUAUUACAAUAAUAAAUAAUCUCAACAAUACAUUUAGCUCCUGUCUGAUGGCGCAACUUGGUGGUAGUCUAUUUAUUAUGUGUCUCAAUGGUUAUUUGGCAGUAACGUUUUCUGAUAAUAAACAAAUAUUAGUCAGAGCUGUUAUAUAUUUACUUGGUGGAUUUCUUCAUUUACUAUACUGGUGUGCUUUAGGCAAUGAACUCAAAUUUCAGGCUGAUUUUUUGACAACUUCGCAGUGGAUGUCUGGCUGGGAAAAUAAAUACGAUAGUAGUAUUAAAAAUCUUGUUACAACAUCAAUGAUAAAAACAAUGCAGCCAUUGGAAAUGCGUGCUGGAGGGCUAUUUGUUUUAACCAUGGAAACAUUCAUAUCAAUCUUGAAGAGUUCAUAUUCUGUUUUUGUGUUACUUACAUCAGUCUCCAAUUAAGUUGUAAUUAAAUCUACUGACAGCUUUUCUAUGACACAUUUAUUUAUACAAUAUUUAAAAAUGUUUAUUUAAUCAAUGAAUACUUAUCGUAGAGAAAUAAUUAAUGUAACAUCAUAUCAAUAAACACCUUAAGGUAAA
Molecule: messenger RNA, 1584 nt
Organism: Microplitis mediator
Lineage: Eukaryota; Metazoa; Arthropoda; Insecta; Hymenoptera; Braconidae
Exons: 6
Coding region: 157-1446 (429 amino acids)
Biological process (GO): sensory perception of smell; detection of chemical stimulus involved in sensory perception of smell
Cellular component (GO): plasma membrane
Molecular function (GO): odorant binding; olfactory receptor activity
Source: RefSeq, a predicted model, not a curated record